Messenger RNA from Pararge aegeria (speckled wood butterfly), 1905 nucleotides. RefSeq names its product E3 SUMO-protein ligase ZBED1-like. The coding region runs from base 1 to 1905 and encodes 634 amino acids. NCBI's taxonomy places the organism in Eukaryota, Metazoa, Arthropoda, Insecta, Lepidoptera, Nymphalidae. The transcript has a single exon. The record is from RefSeq and is a predicted model, not a curated record. Gene Ontology annotation, molecular function: DNA binding; protein dimerization activity.
AUGGCAUCAAAACGUAAAUAUAGUCCACUCUGGGAUCAUUUUGAAAGUACGGAGCCAAAAAAAGCUAAGUGUAAUUACUGUUCAAAGACUCUCGCUAUGUCUUCGAGUUCUAUCGGGUCUUUGAGUAGGCACAUGAAGAAAGUUCACCCCACCAUAAAUAUUAAAUUAAAUAGGCUAGAGCGUAUAGAUGACCAUGAAGAAAAUGCUAGUAGUACAGAUUUAGACCAGAACGUACAAGAGGUGCCAACUACAAGCACUGCAACAUCUACGUCAACAGCGCCUAUUGCAACAACAUCUACUGCAACAACCUCUACUAAAGCCACGACAGUCAGAAGGAGUACGCAGAUAGCCUCAACUUCAAUGAAAGAUUACAUUGAGAUAAAAAAGCCUCUUUCACUUAUUAAAUCGCAACAGCUGGAUGAACAACUCCUUAAAAUGAUAGCUAAAGGCUAUCAUGCUUUAAGAAUAGUGGAGGAACAGGAGUUCCGGAAAUUGGUGGAAAUGUUAAACCCAGGAUAUAAAUUACCCACUCGUAAAACGCUUUCCGAAAGUCUACUACCCAAAGCAUAUAAUAAAGCGCUCGAAAGGGUAAAAAAAGAAAUUGUAAAAGCAAUUGCCGUUUGCAUAACUACGGAUGGGUGGCGAUCAGUAACUAAUGACGAUUAUAUAGCCAUAACAGCUCAUUAUAUCGACCCAGACACUUACAAGUUAUGCUCUGUGAUGAUUGGUUGUUGCAACUAUAACGAGAGUCACACCAUGGUUAAUAUAUCAGAAUUUUUGCACGAGAAGUUUUGUGAAUGGAACAUCGAUUAUAAAAUCACUGCGGUCGUCAGUGACAAUGCAGCUAAUAUUCUGGGUGCUGUUCGUAUUGGCGGUUGGCGUUCCGUAAGCUGUUUCGCACAUUCUAUUAAUUUAUUAGUACAGAACAGCCUCACUACUAUCUCAGAGACAGUAACGAAAGUCAAGAAUGUGGUAGAAUAUUUUAAUAGAAGCCUACCUGGAGCUAGAAAGCUAAAAGAAAUUCAAGAGCAAAUGAAUAUCGCACCACUCAAAUUGAAGCAAGAUAUCAGUACAAGAUGGAAUUCUACAUUUGAUAUGCUCAAUAGGUUCUUUAAAAUAAAAGACGCUAUCAUUGCUACCAUAGCAAUAAUCAGAUCAGACCUGGCCUUAUCGCCGAACGAUUGGAUAGUUGUGGAAAAAGCGAUCCCAAUUUUGUCCAUAUUUUACGAGGUCACGAAUGAGGUUAGCGGCGAAAACUAUGUCUCUGCUUCAAAAUACAUAGUUUUUUGUAAGCUCAUGAGCAACCAAAUUGAAAAGUUUUCAGCGGAAACCACAGAACCAAUCAAAGCGUUUGUUACCCGUUUGAAAGAUGAAAUGAUGCAACGGUUCGGCGACGUUGAAAAAAACGUGUUGCUCAGAGAAGCCACAAUACUUGACCCACGCUUCAAACAAAGGGGAUUCAGAGAUAUUAAAAAUUUUGACACUGCCGCAGCAGAACUAAAAUCAAAAAUUGGGAGGAUUAUCCUGCCCAGCGAACGUUCUAACAUUCCAGAACCUGCUGAACCUAGUACAGUUCCUUCAAAAGCAAAUUCAAUUUGGGAACAGUUUGAUGAGGAAGUCGCGCGUUUAGUUCCAGAAAACCCCGUUGCCGCAGGUAUUGUGGAAUUCGACAAAUAUAUACAGGAACCACUAAUAAACCGGAACCAAAAUCCUUUGUUGUGGUGGAAGGAACGAAAAGCUGUAUAUCGCUGUCUCUACACUUAUAUGCUUAAACGUUUACAUAUAACAGCUACGUCUGUUCCUUGUGAGCGGGUUUUCUCGAAGGCGGGCUUAACUCUCAAUGAUAGAAGAACGCGCCUAACAACGAGAAAACUAUCUCAGUUAAUGUUUAUAAGCUGCAACUGA